Mollisia scopiformis is the source of this 912-nucleotide messenger RNA. RefSeq lists its product as uncharacterized. Lineage: Eukaryota; Fungi; Ascomycota; Leotiomycetes; Helotiales; Mollisiaceae. The record is from RefSeq and is a predicted model, not a curated record. The transcript has 4 exons. The coding region runs from base 1 to 912 and encodes 303 amino acids.
AUGAUUCUGAUAGCUGCGGUUGCGAGUGGUGUAAAGUCGUCACUGGCACCUAUUCGUGCGAUUAAGCAUUUGGACAAUAACGGGAAUCCAAUUGCCGAUCCUGAUCGCUCGAAUCCUACACGAAGCCGAUGGGAGAGACCUCUCGAUACCAUUCGAUCGUUCGAAGCUGCCAUUGAUGGCAACUACUCUCGUAAAUCAUACAUGCGCACAGAGUCAGGCGACGGUCAAUCAAACUACAAUCGCCGCAGCAGUUAUUAUGGAGGGACUCAAGUGACAACAGAUGAAAGACCUAGAAUGCCUCAAAAUAGCUAUUAUGGAGGGCGGUCGCAGUCAUACAGGCCUGAGAGUUAUGCUCAGAGACCAGACAGCUACUACAACGGACCCGAAAAUGCUGGCCCAGGAAAUGGCUACUAUUCUAAUAGAGCUCGUUACCCUCGAACAGCGUCCGAGCCGCACUUCAAUCAUCCAGGAGUGUAUCCUGCACCUGGAAAUCAGCAGUCGUACGAAACGGUGAACACGGCAUCUGGUAGUGGAAGCUCGGGAGAUCCCGCUGGUUAUUCGACAGACCCAAGCAGUGAGAACAGUUCUGUUGAUCGGAUUGCUCCUCUUCCUGCCAAAGAGCCAGGUGAAACCUACGGAUUUAGCGGAUUUGGAAACAACCCGCAAUAUGCACCUCCUGGGAGCGGCCUGCAAGAACAGUAUGUAGCCAACCCUGCCAAUGGCGCCCAGAGGCAGGGAAAUGGUUAUCAGAAUCAAGGUCCUCCACCAGUUCCCCAGAAGGAGAGCGCCUCUAGAGUACCAAUCAAGCUUGGUGCUAGUAGUGGUAAUGCUGGACCACAAAACGUGCCUCAACGACCUUCCCCGGGCGAAAAGCGGAAGUCAUGGUUCGGAAAACGUUUCAGCAAGUCGUAA